AUGGGAUACUACGACGAAGACGGCCACUACCACUCCUUCCGUCACGGUCUCCACAAGGCCGCCGAUCGCGUGCUCCACCCAUUCGAAGGCGGACGUCACCACCACCACGAACACGAAUCCCACCACGAGUCCCGCGAAGAAGACGUCGUUGUCCGUGACCGCGAAGUCACCAUGUCUGCCCCACGUGAACGCUCCACCUACAGCACCGGCCGACCGGUCGGUGCUCCCAACACCAUCACCAUCCCCUGCCACCACAUCCGCAUCGGCGACCUUUUGAUCCUACAGGGCCGUCCUUGCCAGGUCAUCCGCAUCACCACCUCGGCCCAGACUGGUCAGCACCGUUACCUCGGAGUCGACCUCUUCUCCAAGCAGCUCCAUGAGGAGUCAUCCUUUGUCAGCAACCCCAGCCCAUCGGUUGUUGUCCAGAACAUGAUCGGACCUGUCUUCAAGCAGUACCGUGUCUUGGACAUUCGUGAGGAUGGCCGUGUUGUCGCCAUGACCGAGACUGGUGACGUCAAGCAGGGCCUUCCCGUGCUUGACCAGAGCAGCUUGUUGAACCGCUUGACGGACUCUUUCAACAAUGGACGGGGAAGCGUGAGGGUUCUUGUCAUUAGUGAUGAGGGUCGCGAGCUUGCUGUGGAUUACAAGGUUGUCCAUGGCAGCAGGUUGUAG
This is a messenger RNA of Ramularia collo-cygni, 672 nucleotides long. RefSeq names its product related to Woronin body major protein. Bases 1 to 672 code for a protein of 223 amino acids. Gene Ontology annotation, biological process: positive regulation of translational termination; positive regulation of translational elongation. The transcript has a single exon. Gene Ontology annotation, molecular function: RNA binding; ribosome binding; translation elongation factor activity. The record is from RefSeq and is a predicted model, not a curated record. NCBI's taxonomy places the organism in Eukaryota, Fungi, Ascomycota, Dothideomycetes, Mycosphaerellales, Mycosphaerellaceae.